Molecule: messenger RNA, 138 nt
Organism: Peronospora matthiolae
Lineage: Eukaryota; Oomycota; Peronosporomycetes; Peronosporales; Peronosporaceae
Source: the annotation of a GenBank genome assembly
AUGUUGCGUUUAAUGGCGUGGAUCCAGGCCUCCACGAUUGCUGGCAAUUCGCUGUACUUGUCGGCGCUCCCGCGUCUGCUUUCCAAGGAUGUUGGAUGUCCCAAGUGGCAGACAGCUUCGAGGGAGCACUGUUACUGA